AUGUUUUUCCAGACAUCCGCUCUUAUUGCGCUUGCCGCAAGUGCCUCUGCGCACAUGGUCCUCAACAGCCCCGUUCCCUUCGACUGGGAGGACUCUGGCACUCAGCAGUCUCCUUUGGAACCCGCCGACUUCCCCUGCAAGCAGCCUGCCGGUACAUAUGCUGUCACAACAAUGAACACUGUCGCUGCCGGUGGCUCGUUGGAUGUCCAGCUUAAGGGUGGUGCGACACACGGCGGUGGCUCGUGCCAGUUCUCCAUCACCACUGACACCAAGCCUACCAAGGACUCACAAUGGAAGGUUCUUCACAGCCAGAUUCACGGCUGCCAGGGAGGCGCAAACGAUGCCAACAUGUCGAACGACAAGGACGACUUGGGCAACCCCAAGAUUCCCGUCAAGAUCCCCGAGGGUCUGCCUGCUGGUCAAUACACCUUUGCCUGGACAUGGUUGAACAAGCUCGGCAAUCGAGAGUUCUACAUGAACUGUGCUCCUCUCACAGUCACCAGCGGUAGCUCCAAGCGCGACACUGCUUCGGCCGAUGUCUCUUCUAUCCUCGGGCAGUUGCCCGACAUGUUCGUUGCCAACCUUCCUCCUACCGAAUGCGAGGUCGCCUCUGGCCAGGACUUCGAUUACCCCAACCCUGGUGACAGUGUUGCGACUGGUGAGGGAGCCGCACCGGGUACCGCUAUCUCCGGUGCCAACUGCGCCGCCGUUACUAUCCUGGGUGCUGGUGCUGGACAGCUCGGCAGCCCUGCUCAGGCCACCGCUGCUCCCACCAGCGGUGGAGGUGUCUUCGCCCCUGGCGCAUCGUCUGCUGCUGGUACUGCCCCCGCUGCCAGCGCUCCUGCUGUUACCCAGGCGCCAGUUGCCUCAGAGCCCGCUGCUUCGUACCAAGCCUCUCAGCCUGCCGCCACUCCUGUCGCCUCCCAGCCUGCCGCUGCUCAGCCAUCCUCUCCGUCUGCUGGUGGUUCCGGUACCGAGACUGGUGCCGGCUCUGGCUCCACCAACGCCUCUUCUGGAGCUGGCACGCCAUGCGACACUGAAGGCGCUGUCGUCUGCAUUGGCACCGACUCUUUCGGCCUGUGCAACUUCGGCACCGCUGUCGCCCAGAAGCUCGCCGCCGGCACGAGCUGCUCCAACGGCCAGCUCUCUCGCCGCAGCAUCCGCUUCCCUCGCGGUACCCUUCACAACCGCCAUGCGGCCCUCCACAAGCGCGCCAGCGCUUUGUAA
Messenger RNA from Didymosphaeria variabile, 1227 nucleotides. RefSeq lists its product as uncharacterized. The record is from RefSeq and is a predicted model, not a curated record. Lineage: Eukaryota; Fungi; Ascomycota; Dothideomycetes; Pleosporales; Didymosphaeriaceae. The coding region runs from base 1 to 1227 and encodes 408 amino acids. The transcript has a single exon.